Messenger RNA from Aegilops tauschii subsp. strangulata, 2534 nucleotides. The record is from RefSeq and is a predicted model, not a curated record. Lineage: Eukaryota; Viridiplantae; Streptophyta; Magnoliopsida; Poales; Poaceae.
CUUUGCCCAUGCUGCGAAUGCCUCAACCAUCCAAGAAUGGCUCAAGGAAGAGUGGAAGAUCAUUUGCUUCUUAAUGGGAUGUCCAGCACAUAUGAUAGAUGGAUAUAUCAUGGAGAACCUUUAGAUGGACAACCUCAACAUUUUGAAGCUGAUACACAGGCCCCUCAUAUGAUGGGUGGUGGUGAUGCUGGCAUUGAUUUCAUGGAAAAGGUUUUGCGAGAUAAUGCUGGUUUGGAGGAAGAGGAUGGGCAUGAAGAUGAUAGGAUUCCUGACCUAUUGAAGGAUUUGUACGAUGCUGAAGAUCAUGCUGAUGGAGAGAAGUCGUUGUUUGCUGAGGUGUUAGAGGAGGCCAAGCGCGCAACUCAUGAAGGGGGUAAAUUUUCAAGAUUUACCUUCACCGUGAAGUUACUCCACAUCAAGUCUUUCUACCGGAUUAGCAAUGCUGCAUUCAACGCAAUACUCCGCCUUUUGAGCUUGCAAUUCGCUGAUAGCUAUGUUCCCAGUUCUUAUGAUGAAGCAUUGAGCAUAAUCCGCAGGCUGGGGCUAGGUUAUGUUUCGAUACAUGUGUGCCCAAAUAACUGUGUCUUGUUUCGGAAGGAUUUAGCAAAGCAUGACAACUAUCCAAAAUGCAAUGCCUCUAGGUAGAAAGAUGCUGAUGGGAAGAAGUCAAUACUGGAGAAGGUACUGAGGCACUUUCCGUUGAUACCAAGGCUGCAACAGAUGUUUAUCUUGAAGAAAUCAUCACUGGAGGUACAAUGGCACAAGCUGAAGCGGCAACCUAUGGACAAUGAGCUGAGCCAUCCAGUGGACGGAGAGGCAUGGAAAGAGUUUGACAAUGUACAUUUAGAUUUUGCUGCAGAUCCAAGGAACAUAGAACUUGGCACUGCCACAGAUGGCUUUAAUCCGUUUGGGAACAUGAGCACGUCUUAUAGCAUGUGGCCAGUUUUUGUGGUGUCGUACAACCUGCCACCAUGGGCAUGCAUGGAUCAGUCCAACUUCAUGAUGUCGUUGCUUAUCCAGGGUCCAGAGUCUCCAGGAAAGGAUUUUGAUGUCUUUAGGGAGCCCCUCGUAGAAGAACUGCUCCAGCUCUGGACUGGUGUACCUACAUACGAUGCCUUGAGUCCAGAAGAAAAGUUCAAUCUACGUGCUGCAAUCAUAUGGUCCAUCCAUGAUUUCCCGGCGCUGCACACUCUGUCUGGGAGGAUCACAGCAGGUUAUAAGGCCUGUGUGCAUUGUGACAAAGACCCUUGCUCAAAGAGAAUAAGGAGCAAGAUCUGCUAUAUUGGGCACCGCCGCUUUCAUCCCCGAAACCGUCGCUGGCGAAGAAGCAAAGAUUUUAAUGGUGAGAAUGAAACCCGUGACAAGCCAGCAGAAUUCACUAAAGAAGAGCUAGAGCAGCAACUUGAAAAGGUGAAAGAUGUGAGACCAGGAAAGCUUGUGAAGAAAAGAAAGCGUGAGGAAGGUCAAUGUUGGGACCGGAGGUCUUGUUUGUGGGACCUGCCAUACUGGGCUGAUAUGAAAUUAAGGCAUAAUCUCGAUGUAAUGCACAUUGAGAAAAACAUAUGCGAGAAUCUGCUAGGGACAUUUCUGAACAUUGAAGGGAAGACAAAGGACACGGUUAGUUCUAGGCUUGAUUUGGAGGACAUGGGUAUACGAGAAGAUUUGCAUCUACAGCACAAUGAAGAUGAAGAUUCAUUUGAAAUGCCACGAGCAUGGUAUACAAUGAGUAAAGAACAAAAUCUUGCAUUCUGUGAAUUCCUAUGAGCGGUGAAAUUUCCAGAUGGUUAUACUGCUAACCUAGCAAAGUGUGUUACUUCUUAUGGAUUGAAGCUUUCAGUACUGAAAACACAUGAUUGUCACAUCCUCCUCCAAAGGAUUUUACCGGUGGGCCUCCAAGGAAUCAUGGACAAGGAUAUAUAUGAAGCGGUUGCUGAGCUGGGAAAUUUCUUUAGAGAAUCUUGCAGCAAAACACUCAAGUUAACUGUCCUGGAAAGACUUGAAAAAGAAAUGCCAAUUAUUCUUUGCAAGCUCGAGAACAUUUUCCCACCAGCUUUCUUCACCGUGAUGGUCCAUUUGGCGGUGCACUUACCAAAAGAGGCAAUGCUUAGAGGCCCUGUGCAAUACAGUUGGAUGUACCCAAUCGAAAGAAGGCUACUUACUUGUAAGCAUAUGUGCGAAACACGGCAAGUCCUGAAGGUUCUAUUGCUGAAGCAUAUGUCGUUGACGAGUGCUUGACUUUUUGCUCUAGAUACUUUGGUGAUGUGGAAACAAGAUGGAACCGGCCAGGCAGAAAUAGAGAGCGGUCUUAUACGCAAAGUGGUGAUGUCUCUGUUUUCAACCAUGGUGUGAACUUUCUUGGAGCCUCACAAUACUUGGAGGCUGGUGAUGAGUAUGACAAGAUGGUUUGGUAUGUGCUCAGCAAUUGCGCCGAGGUUCUACCAUAUAUCGAGAAAUGCAAGGAAGAGUUAAAUCAGGAAGAAAGCAAGAUCAAUGUUGAUAAAAGGGUUGCCAAGGGGUUUGCUAUUUGGUUUAAG